Messenger RNA from Mytilus californianus (California mussel), 510 nucleotides. RefSeq lists its product as uncharacterized. The record is from RefSeq and is a predicted model, not a curated record. NCBI's taxonomy places the organism in Eukaryota, Metazoa, Mollusca, Bivalvia, Mytilida, Mytilidae. The coding region runs from base 1 to 510 and encodes 169 amino acids. The transcript has 6 exons.
AUGGUUAUGAAUAGUUCCAAUUUCGUCUUAUCACUCUUUAUAUACAAAACAUCUUCAAAACGCCUUCUUUUAAAUGACCCUGACGUGAUUGGUAACCGAUUAGCACAUUUAGAAUCAACCCUGCAAACUGUUACCAGAUCUUUGACAGAUUUAGAGACAAGAUACAGUCACCAAGAAGGUGUCAUCAGUGGUUUACAAAAGGAACUGGAAGUUGAAAGGACAAAAUAUCAAGCCCAUGGUUCAACAUAUAUUCGAUGGGGACGAGGUGAUUGUUCAGGAACAAAUACAGAUCUUGUUUAUUCAGGUGAUAGUUAUAUGUAUGGAACAGAAUUUCAAGAUUCCCACUUUGGGUCGAUCGUCAACGAGGACGUUACAUGUGCAUUAUGUCGCAGUACAAAUACAUCGUCAUCUGUCAUGUUCCCAAGCAGAAAAACCUGCUACUCCGGAUGGAAAGAAGAGUAUGCCUUUGAAAAGUACCAUUCUUCUAAGCAGUCUAAUGUAAGCGGUUGA